Ostrea edulis (European flat oyster) is the source of this 8541-nucleotide messenger RNA. RefSeq names its product SCO-spondin-like. The transcript is spliced from 63 exons. Gene Ontology annotation, molecular function: chitin binding. The coding region runs from base 1 to 8541 and encodes 2846 amino acids. The record is from RefSeq and is a predicted model, not a curated record. NCBI's taxonomy places the organism in Eukaryota, Metazoa, Mollusca, Bivalvia, Ostreida, Ostreidae. Gene Ontology annotation, cellular component: extracellular region.
AUGAGGUGCUAUACUUGUUCGUAUGGGAAGAAGAACAGCGACUGCUCAAAGACGGAGGAAUGCAAAAAAGAUGAACAGUCUUGUGAAACCAAGAUUCGUAGAGACAAGGCCGAAAUCAAGAAAUCCUGCAAGAAGACUAAAGACUGCAAGGCCAAGUGUGACAAGAAAGACAAAGAAUGCACUCUCUGUUGUACUGGGGAUCUCUGUAAUAAAGACCAAGGAUACGCCGAAUUUAAAUCCUGGGGAUCUUGGUCGUCCUGUAACAAAAAAUGUGGAGGAGGCAAGCGAAGUAGAACGAGGACUUGUUCAUCUACUGGUGAUGUUCCUUGUUCAGGUGAUACCAAGGAGGAACAAGACUGCAACAAUCAGGCCUGUCCAAUGAGGUGCUAUACUUGUUCGUAUGGGAAGAAGAACAGCGACUGCUCAAAGACGGAGGAAUGCAAAAAGGAUGAACAGUCUUGUGAAACCAAGAUUCGUAGAGACAAGGCCGAAAUCAAGAAAUCCUGCAAGAAGACUAAAGACUGCAAGGCCAAGUGUGACAAGAAAGACAAAGAAUGCACUCUCUGUUGUACUGGGGAUCUCUGUAAUAAAAACCAAGGAUACGCCGAAUUUAAAUCCUGGGGAUCUUGGUCGUCCUGUAACAAACAAUGUGGAGGAGGCAAGCGAAGUAGAACGAGAACUUGUUCAUCUACUGGUGAUGUUCCUUGUUCAGGUGAUACCAAGGAGGAACAAGACUGCAACAACCAGGCCUGUCCUCUAAUGAGAUGUUACACUUGCUCCUAUGGAAAGAAAAAUAGUGACUGCACAAAGAUCGAAACUUGCAAGAAGGAUGAGGAGUCAUGUGAAACCAAAGUUCAUAGAGACAAGGCCGAAAUCAAGAAAAAGUGCAAAAAGACAAAAGACUGCAAGGCCAAGUGUGACAAGAAAGAGAAAGAAUGCACCUUGUGUUGUACAGGGGAUCUGUGUAACAAAAAUCAAGGAUACGCUGAAUUUAAGACCUGGGGACAGUGGUCCUCUUGUAACAAACAAUGUGGAGGAGGGAAACGAACGAGAAGCAGGGAGUGCUCCAAUGGUGAUGUUCCGUGUUCUGGAGAUACAAGAGAAGAGCAAGACUGCAACAAACAGCCCUGUUCCGCACCAGCUCAAAUGAGAUGUUACACUUGCUCCUAUGGAAAGAAAAACAGUGACUGCACAAAGAUCGAAACUUGCAAGAAGGAUGAAGAGUCAUGUGAAACCCAAGUUCAUAGAGACAAGACGGAAAUCAAGAAAAAGUGCAAAAAGACUAAAGACUGCAAGGCCAAGUGUGACAAGAAAGACAAAGAAUGCACCUUCUGUUGUACUGGAGAUCUGUGUAACAAAAACCAAGGGUACGCUGAAUUUAAGACCUGGGGACAAUGGUCUUCUUGUAGCAAACAGUGUGGAGGAGGGAAACGAAAGAGAAGCAGGGAGUGUUCUUCUAGCGAUAUUCCAUGUACUGGGGAUCAAUCAGAAGAACAAGACUGUAAUCUACAAUCCUGUUCUACAUCAGUUUGUGUUGGAGAUUGUAAAGGCUUGAAGAAUGGAGAUUACCAGUCCUGUUCCACAUGUAAAGGAUUUGUUAAAUGCUCAAACUCAAGAUUGUACAAUUUCCAAUGUCCUGGAACCACUGUGUGGGAUGACAAAUCAAAGAGAUGUGAAUGGACCUCAACGACUUGUAAAUCGGCUCCAGCUCAAAUGAGAUGUUACACUUGUUCUUAUGGAAAGAAAAAUAGUGACUGCACAAAGAUCGAAACUUGCAAGAAGGAUGAGGAGUCAUGUGAAACCCAAGUUCAUAGAGACAAGGCUGAAAUCAAGAAAAAGUGCAAAAAGACGAAAGACUGCAAGGCCAAAUGUGACAAGAAAGAAAAAGAAUGCACCUUGUGUUGUACAGGGGAUCUGUGUAACAAAAAUCAAGGAUACGCUGAAUUUAAGACCUGGGGACAGUGGUCCUCUUGCAGCAAACAAUGUGGAGGAGGGAAACGAACGAGAAGCAGGGAGUGCUCCAAUGGUGAUGUUCCGUGUUCUGGAGAUACAAGAGAAGAGCAAGACUGCAACAAACAGACCUGUUCUGCACCAGCUCAAAUGCGAUGUUACACUUGCUCCUAUGGAAAGAAAAAUAGUGACUGCACAAAGAUCGAAACUUGCAAGAAGGAUGAGGAGUCAUGUGAAACCCAAGUUCAUAGAGACAAGGCUGAAAUCAAGAAAAAGUGCAAAAAGACGAAAGACUGCAAGGCCAAGUGUGACAAGAAAGAAAAAGAAUGCACCUUGUGUUGUACAGGGGAUCUGUGUAACAAAAAUCAAGGAUACGCUGAAUUUAAGACCUGGGGACAGUGGUCCUCUUGUAGCAAACAAUGUGGAGGAGGGAAACGAACGAGAAGCAGGGAGUGCUCCAAUGGUGAUGUUCCGUGUUCUGGAGAUACAAGAGAAGAGCAAGACUGCAACAAACAGACCUGUUCUGCACCAGCUCAAAUGCGAUGUUACACUUGCUCCUAUGGAAAGAAAAAUAGUGACUGCACAAAGAUCGAAACUUGCAAGAAGGAUGAGGAGUCUUGUGAAACCCAAGUUCAUAGAGACAAGGCCGAAAUCAAGAAAAAGUGCAAAAAGACUAAAGACUGCAAGGCCAAGUGUGACAAGAAAGACAAAGAAUGCACCUUGUGUUGUACUGGAGAUCUGUGUAACAAAAACCAAGGGUACGCUGAAUUUAAGACCUGGGGACAAUGGUCUUCUUGUAGCAAACAGUGUGGAGGAGGGAAACGAAAGAGAAGCAGGGAGUGUUCUUCUAGCGAUAUUCCAUGUACUGGAGAUCAAUCAGAAGAACAAGACUGUAAUCCACAAUCCUGUUCUACAUCAGUUUGUGUUGGAGAUUGUAAAGGCUUGAAGAAUGGAGAUUACCAGUCCUGUUCCACAUGUAAAGGAUUUGUUAAAUGCUCAAACUCAAGAUUGUACAAUUUCCAAUGUCCUGGAACCACUGUGUGGGAUGACAAAUCAAAGAGAUGUGAAUGGACCUCAACGACUUGUAAAUCGGCUCCAGCUCAAAUGAGAUGUUACACUUGUUCUUAUGGAAAGAAAAAUAGUGACUGCACAAAGAUCGAAACUUGCAAGAAGGAUGAGGAGUCAUGUGAAACCCAAGUUCAUAGAGACAAGGCUGAAAUCAAGAAAAAGUGCAAAAAGACGAAAGACUGCAAGGCCAAAUGUGACAAGAAAGAAAAAGAAUGCACCUUGUGUUGUACAGGGGAUCUGUGUAACAAAAAUCAAGGAUACGCUGAAUUUAAGACCUGGGGACAGUGGUCCUCUUGCAGCAAACAAUGUGGAGGAGGGAAACGAACGAGAAGCAGGGAGUGCUCCAAUGGUGAUGUUCCGUGUUCUGGAGAUACAAGAGAAGAGCAAGACUGCAACAAACAGACCUGUUCUGCACCAGCUCAAAUGCGAUGUUACACUUGCUCCUAUGGAAAGAAAAAUAGUGACUGCACAAAGAUCGAAACUUGCAAGAAGGAUGAGGAGUCAUGUGAAACCCAAGUUCAUAGAGACAAGGCUGAAAUCAAGAAAAAGUGCAAAAAGACGAAAGACUGCAAGGCCAAGUGUGACAAGAAAGAAAAAGAAUGCACCUUGUGUUGUACAGGGGAUCUGUGUAACAAAAAUCAAGGAUACGCUGAAUUUAAGACCUGGGGACAGUGGUCCUCUUGUAGCAAACAAUGUGGAGGAGGGAAACGAACGAGAAGCAGGGAGUGCUCCAAUGGUGAUGUUCCGUGUUCUGGAGAUACAAGAGAAGAGCAAGACUGCAACAAACAGACCUGUUCUGCACCAGCUCAAAUGCGAUGUUACACUUGCUCCUAUGGAAAGAAAAAUAGUGACUGCACAAAGAUCGAAACUUGCAAGAAGGAUGAGGAGUCUUGUGAAACCCAAGUUCAUAGAGACAAGGCCGAAAUCAAGAAAAAGUGCAAAAAGACUAAAGACUGCAAGGCCAAGUGUGACAAGAAAGACAAAGAAUGCACCUUGUGUUGUACUGGAGAUCUGUGUAACAAAAACCAAGGGUACGCUGAAUUUAAGACCUGGGGACAAUGGUCUUCUUGUAGCAAACAGUGUGGAGGAGGGAAACGAAAGAGAAGCAGGGAGUGUUCUUCUAGCGAUAUUCCAUGUACUGGAGAUCAAUCAGAAGAACAAGACUGUAAUCCACAAUCCUGUUCUACAUCAGUUUGUGUUGGAGAUUGUAAAGGCUUGAAGAAUGGAGAUUACCAGUCCUGUUCCACAUGUAAAGGAUUUGUUAAAUGCUCAAACUCAAGAUUGUACAAUUUCCAAUGUCCUGGAACCACUGUGUGGGAUGACAAAUCAAAGAGAUGUGAAUGGACCUCAACGACUUGUAAAUCGGCUCCAGCUCAAAUGAGAUGUUACACUUGUUCUUAUGGAAAGAAAAAUAGUGACUGCACAAAGAUCGAAACUUGCAAGAAGGAUGAGGAGUCAUGUGAAACCCAAGUUCAUAGAGACAAGGCUGAAAUCAAGAAAAAGUGCAAAAAGACGAAAGACUGCAAGGCCAAAUGUGACAAGAAAGAAAAAGAAUGCACCUUGUGUUGUACAGGGGAUCUGUGUAACAAAAAUCAAGGAUACGCUGAAUUUAAGACCUGGGGACAGUGGUCCUCUUGCAGCAAACAAUGUGGAGGAGGGAAACGAACGAGAAGCAGGGAGUGCUCCAAUGGUGAUGUUCCGUGUUCUGGAGAUACAAGAGAAGAGCAAGACUGCAACAAACAGACCUGUUCUGCACCAGCUCAAAUGCGAUGUUACACUUGCUCCUAUGGAAAGAAAAAUAGUGACUGCACAAAGAUCGAAACUUGCAAGAAGGAUGAGGAGUCAUGUGAAACCCAAGUUCAUAGAGACAAGGCUGAAAUCAAGAAAAAGUGCAAAAAGACGAAAGACUGCAAGGCCAAGUGUGACAAGAAAGAAAAAGAAUGCACCUUGUGUUGUACAGGGGAUCUGUGUAACAAAAAUCAAGGAUACGCUGAAUUUAAGACCUGGGGACAGUGGUCCUCUUGUAGCAAACAAUGUGGAGGAGGGAAACGAACGAGAAGCAGGGAGUGCUCCAAUGGUGAUGUUCCGUGUUCUGGAGAUACAAGAGAAGAGCAAGACUGCAACAAACAGACCUGUUCUGCACCAGCUCAAAUGCGAUGUUACACUUGCUCCUAUGGAAAGAAAAAUAGUGACUGCACAAAGAUCGAAACUUGCAAGAAGGAUGAGGAGUCUUGUGAAACCCAAGUUCAUAGAGACAAGGCCGAAAUCAAGAAAAAGUGCAAAAAGACUAAAGACUGCAAGGCCAAGUGUGACAAGAAAGACAAAGAAUGCACCUUGUGUUGUACUGGAGAUCUGUGUAACAAAAACCAAGGGUACGCUGAAUUUAAGACCUGGGGACAAUGGUCUUCUUGUAGCAAACAGUGUGGAGGAGGGAAACGAAAGAGAAGCAGGGAGUGUUCUUCUAGCGAUAUUCCAUGUACUGGAGAUCAAUCAGAAGAACAAGACUGUAAUCCACAAUCCUGUUCUACAUCAGUUUGUGUUGGAGAUUGUAAAGGCUUGAAGAAUGGAGAUUAUCAGUCCUGUUCCACAUGUAAAGGAUUUGUUAAAUGCUCAAACUCAAGAUUGUACAAUUUCCAAUGUCCUGGAACCACUGUGUGGGAUGACAAAUCAAAGAGAUGUGAAUGGACCUCAACGACUUGUAAAUCGGCUCCAGCUCAAAUGAGAUGUUACACUUGUUCUUAUGGAAAGAAAAAUAGUGACUGCACAAAGAUCGAAACUUGCAAGAAGGAUGAGGAGUCAUGUGAAACCCAAGUUCAUAGAGACAAGGCUGAAAUCAAGAAAAAGUGCAAAAAGACGAAAGACUGCAAGGCCAAGUGUGACAAGAAAGAAAAAGAAUGCACCUUGUGUUGUACAGGGGAUCUGUGUAACAAAAAUCAAGGAUACGCUGAAUUUAAGACCUGGGGACAGUGGUCCUCUUGUAGCAAACAAUGUGGAGGAGGGAAACGAACGAGAAGCAGGGAGUGCUCCAAUGGUGAUGUUCCGUGUUCUGGAGAUACAAGAGAAGAGCAAGACUGCAACAAACAGACCUGUUCUGCACCAGCUCAAAUGCGAUGUUACACUUGCUCCUAUGGAAAGAAAAAUAGUGACUGCACAAAGAUCGAAACUUGCAAGAAGGAUGAGGAGUCUUGUGAAACCCAAGUUCAUAGAGACAAGGCCGAAAUCAAGAAAAAGUGCAAAAAGACUAAAGACUGCAAGGCCAAGUGUGACAAGAAAGACAAAGAAUGCACCUUGUGUUGUACUGGAGAUCUGUGUAACAAAAACCAAGGGUACGCUGAAUUUAAGACCUGGGGACAAUGGUCUUCUUGUAGCAAACAGUGUGGAGGAGGGAAACGAAAGAGAAGCAGGGAGUGUUCUUCUAGCGAUAUUCCAUGUACUGGAGAUCAAUCAGAAGAACAAGACUGUAAUCCACAAUCCUGUUCUACAUCAGUUUGUGUUGGAGAUUGUAAAGGCUUGAAGAAUGGAGAUUACCAGUCCUGUUCCACAUGUAAAGGAUUUGUUAAAUGCUCAAACUCAAGAUUGUACAAUUUCCAAUGUCCUGGAACCACUGUGUGGGAUGACAAAUCAAAGAGAUGUGAAUGGACCUCAACGACUUGUAAAUCGGCUCCAGCUCAAAUGAGAUGUUACACUUGUUCUUAUGGAAAGAAAAAUAGUGACUGCACAAAGAUCGAAACUUGCAAGAAGGAUGAGGAGUCAUGUGAAACCCAAGUUCAUAGAGACAAGGCUGAAAUCAAGAAAAAGUGCAAAAAGACGAAAGACUGCAAGGCCAAAUGUGACAAGAAAGAAAAAGAAUGCACCUUGUGUUGUACAGGGGAUCUGUGUAACAAAAAUCAAGGAUACGCUGAAUUUAAGACCUGGGGACAGUGGUCCUCUUGCAGCAAACAAUGUGGAGGAGGGAAACGAACGAGAAGCAGGGAGUGCUCCAAUGGUGAUGUUCCGUGUUCUGGAGAUACAAGAGAAGAGCAAGACUGCAACAAACAGACCUGUUCUGCACCAGCUCAAAUGCGAUGUUACACUUGCUCCUAUGGAAAGAAAAAUAGUGACUGCACAAAGAUCGAAACUUGCAAGAAGGAUGAGGAGUCAUGUGAAACCCAAGUUCAUAGAGACAAGGCUGAAAUCAAGAAAAAGUGCAAAAAGACGAAAGACUGCAAGGCCAAGUGUGACAAGAAAGAAAAAGAAUGCACCUUGUGUUGUACAGGGGAUCUGUGUAACAAAAAUCAAGGAUACGCUGAAUUUAAGACCUGGGGACAGUGGUCCUCUUGUAGCAAACAAUGUGGAGGAGGGAAACGAACGAGAAGCAGGGAGUGCUCCAAUGGUGAUGUUCCGUGUUCUGGAGAUACAAGAGAAGAGCAAGACUGCAACAAACAGACCUGUUCUGCACCAGCUCAAAUGCGAUGUUACACUUGCUCCUAUGGAAAGAAAAAUAGUGACUGCACAAAGAUCGAAACUUGCAAGAAGGAUGAGGAGUCUUGUGAAACCCAAGUUCAUAGAGACAAGGCCGAAAUCAAGAAAAAGUGCAAAAAGACUAAAGACUGCAAGGCCAAGUGUGACAAGAAAGACAAAGAAUGCACCUUGUGUUGUACUGGAGAUCUGUGUAACAAAAACCAAGGGUACGCUGAAUUUAAGACCUGGGGACAAUGGUCUUCUUGUAGCAAACAGUGUGGAGGAGGGAAACGAAAGAGAAGCAGGGAGUGUUCUUCUAGCGAUAUUCCAUGUACUGGAGAUCAAUCAGAAGAACAAGACUGUAAUCCACAAUCCUGUUCUACAUCAGUUUGUGUUGGAGAUUGUAAAGGCUUGAAGAAUGGAGAUUACCAGUCCUGUUCCACAUGUAAAGGAUUUGUUAAAUGCUCAAACUCAAGAUUGUACAAUUUCCAAUGUCCUGGAACCACUGUGUGGGAUGACAAAUCAAAGAGAUGUGAAUGGACCUCAACGACUUGUAAAUCGGCUCCAGCUCAAAUGAGAUGUUACACUUGUUCUUUUGGAAAGAAAAAUAGUGACUGCACAAAGAUCGAAACUUGCAAGAAGGAUGAGGAGUCAUGUGAAACCCAAGUUCAUAGAGACAAGGCUGAAAUCAAGAAAACGUGCAAAAAGACGAAAGACUGCAAGGCCAAGUGUGACAAGAAAGAAAAAGAAUGCACCUUGUGUUGUACAGGGGAUCUGUGUAACAAAAAUCAAGGAUACGCUGAAUUUAAGACCUGGGGACAGUGGUCCUCUUGUAGCAAACAAUGUGGAGGAGGGAAACGAACGAGAAGCAGGGAGUGCUCCAAUGGUGAUGUUCCGUGUUCUGGAGAUACAAGAGAAGAGCAAGACUGCAACAAACAGACCUGUUCUGCACCAGGUUUGAUUUAUUGGUUUCUGAUCUUAAUGUCAAUGAGGAGUAAAAAGUACAUUAUGAAAUAUCAAAUUGCAUUUCAUACUUUGUCUGAGAUCAUUGUAUUAUUUAACUAUGAAAUACAUGUGGAAUAA